This is a messenger RNA of Pochonia chlamydosporia 170, 2271 nucleotides long. RefSeq names its product C6 zinc finger domain-containing protein. The transcript has 4 exons. The record is from RefSeq and is a predicted model, not a curated record. Gene Ontology annotation, molecular function: zinc ion binding; DNA-binding transcription factor activity, RNA polymerase II-specific; DNA binding. Gene Ontology annotation, biological process: DNA-templated transcription; regulation of DNA-templated transcription. Bases 1 to 2271 code for a protein of 756 amino acids. Lineage: Eukaryota; Fungi; Ascomycota; Sordariomycetes; Hypocreales; Clavicipitaceae.
AUGUCAGCAACCGUUUCGCCUGCUGCGCCGCAGAGGCAUGCUCGAAUUCUCGCAUGUGUUCUCUGCCAGCAUCGCAAGAUCAAAUGUGAUCGCAAUUCUCCUUGCUCUAACUGUAUCAAGGCAAACGUCACAUGUGUUCCGAGUACACCGGCGCCUGCGCGCAAACGUCGCCGCCCUAAUCAAGACCUACAAGAGCGUCUGGCAAGAUGCGAAGAACUACUGAAGCAAUAUGCAGACGGCUCUGCACCAGGCCAACAGCCGCCGCCGACGCUGCAGACGGCGACACCAGCAGUCAGCGAACCUGUCAUGUCGGAUAGGUCGGAGUCUGCACCUCUCGGAACCGAAAAGCAGGGAAAUUGGAAACCUGCUUGUCGAAUGGUCAACGACGAUGGAAGUGUUCGAUUCAUGGAUAGCUACAUCUGGGCUACAGUUUACGAAGAGCUGCAAGCCAUGCGAGACAUUGUUGAGACCGAGGACCCUGAGGACUCUAGUAUACUUGGCUCAGAAGAGCUAACACCAGAAAACAACACCGACCUGUUCUUCCCUGGUGAUCUCUCCACUGCCAACACCGAGGACCUCGUCCCAGACCCCAUCCAUGCAUUCAAACUAUGGCAACUAUUCUUGGAUCGCGUCAACCCCUUGUUCAAGGUGGUACACGUUCCUACAGUUCAGCCUAUGGUAAUGGAAGGCGCCACAAAUAUUAGCAACUUACCUCACCACCAACAGGCGCUUGUUUUGUCCAUCUACACAACUGCCGCGCUUUCUCUGACAGAGGCGGAGUCUAUUCAGCUGCUCGGUAUGUCCCGGGAGUCUGCCAUUCAAAAAUUCUUGGCUGGCACAAAGGUGGCAUUAAUACGAUUUAACUUUUUGAAAAACUAUAAUAUGACUGCAUUGCAGGCGCUUAUUCAUUUCAUGCACUGCCUGCAAGGACGGUAUGAUCGCCAUGCCGCUUGGGUUCUUACUGGCACCAUUGUACGUAUCGCGCAAAAGAUGGGCUACCACCGCGACGGCGAAAUUCUUGGACUAGAACCUUAUGAGACAGAAAUGCGCCGGCGCCUUUGGUGGCAGAUUAUUAUUCAAGACUCCAAAUACGCCAUGUUGUCCGGCCUCAGCCAGUCUCUGCAACCCUUACAUUGGGAUACCAAGACGCCCCAAAACGUCAAUGACGCAGAUCUCUUCCCCGGCUCAACAGAGAAGAUUCAACCUCGUGACGGCCCAACCGAGAUGGCAUUUGUUAUGAUGAUGAACGAGAUAUACAAGUUCAAGAUGCAUGCAGACAGCAACAACCAAGGGCCGGCUUUCGAAGCUGCGAUCUUGGGACAAGACUUGAGUUCAGAUAAGGAGGCGUCCAAUGCUAUGCAUCAGAACAUUUUUGCUAAGUUCCGCCAACAAUGCAGAGAGCUGGAUGAGAAAUUACUAUCAAUGGAGCAAAAAUACAUUGAUGUCAAUGCCGGCAAUGUGCAUCGUGCGGCCAAAGGGAUCCGGCAGAUGCUCAUGGGGAGAAUUCAAGAUAUGAUGGUACCAAUUCACGAGCAACCCGAGUACGGCACUGAAAUCUUCGGCCCCAAAGACAAUCUCUUCAAGAUUUUCGUCUUGGGAACGGAACAGAGACUGGAUCAGUACCCUCCCAUGGCCGAGUGCGGGUUUAUGUGGUUUGUGAAAUCGUACUUUCAGCUAGAUGUGUUUGCUGUUAUGACUGGGCAAUUAUGCCAGCGGCCGACUGGCAGCUUAGCGGAUCGCGGGUGGGCAGGUGUCGAGCGACUAUACACAUACCACACGGAGCUGUUUGACAUGUCACAGAAGCAAUAUUCUGUGCAAGCCCAAAUAACACUGAAGGGCUGGAAACUGCGUGAGCAAGCAUUCAUGCAAGCUGGCCAGCACUUGGAGACACCACAGUUCAUCCAACGGCUGCGAGAGCUUUUACCUUCAUAUGAUUCGCGAUCCUCCGCGCAGUCUGGCGCUACCCCUCCCAUUUUCAAUCAAAACGAGUCUCAGCGGCAAGCUACGGCUUUGUUUCAAAGCCCCCAAACGCAAAAGAUGCCUCAGCCGAAUCUCAUGCAACAGCAGCAGCAGCAGCAAGGUGCCAAUGUGGACCCUUUCUUGGGCGGCCUUCUCGACAUGUCGAGCGUAAAUUGGGACAUGUUUGGGGACAUGAUGAACCCCCAAGAACAGCUUUCUGUAGGGAUGUUUGGAUAUGGCGGGUUUCCUGGCGCGACCGACGGCAGUCUAGCAGGCAAUUCCAAUAACAUGAAUACGGGGCAAUUUCGAUAG